This is a messenger RNA of Hypomesus transpacificus, 2541 nucleotides long. RefSeq names its product elastin microfibril interfacer 2b (gene emilin2b). Bases 1 to 2541 code for a protein of 846 amino acids. Gene Ontology annotation, molecular function: protein binding. The record is from RefSeq and is a predicted model, not a curated record. NCBI's taxonomy places the organism in Eukaryota, Metazoa, Chordata, Actinopteri, Osmeriformes, Osmeridae. The transcript has 7 exons.
AUGUACAAGAUCGCCUAUAAACUGGUGACAGAGCUUGAGUGGAGGUGCUGUCCGGGUUUCCAAGGACACGACUGCAGAGACCUAAAGGGCGUGCCAUCCCGUCAAGAGCAAUCAUCAGGGGGGCAGACGGGCCAAGUGGGUGUGGGGCAGCCCGGGGGUCAGACCACUGAGGGGGGAGUUGGGGGCCAGUGGACAAGGGGACCGACCAAUCAGCAGUUAGAAGAGGAGGUCCAGCGUCUUGCCCAGACGGUCCUGGAUAUGCAGGCUGCCAUGACAACAAUGUCCUCCAACCUGCGCGUGGACGUCCAAGAGGACACCAGUAAGAUGCUGGUCACUCUGCUGAACAACCUGCGGCAGCCUGACAGCGCGAGGGCCGGGGAGACCCAGAGCAUUAGCCUACAGGGCCUCUCACUGGAGCAUGACUACACGGGCAUGGACGAGGUCAUGAGCAAGAUCAAUCAGGUCACCGACACCCUCACUGUGAAGAGCAACGCUCUGGAAGACCUCUUGGGCAGAGUCAAUCAGCAUGAUGGACAGCUCCAGUUGCUUAUGGAGGCCACCCAGGGUCAUCAGGCCACACCCGCUCCUGCUCCACAAGCCAAGGAUGCGUCCCUGCUGGCAUACGUGGACGAGAAGUUUCGCGUCUUGAGGGAUGAGUUGAUGGAGGGCAUGGAGAUCAAGAUGGCCGACCUAAAGAGCUCGUGUGACUACAAGAUCAUGUCUGUGCAGGAGCAGUGUGAGGGCCAAGAGACUAACUACCUCAGCCUGACUGAGCUCCUAGACUCCAAGGAGGGCGACCUUCGCAAGGAGAUCCAGGACCUCAAGCUCCAGUUGCCCAGCUCAGAAAUGGGAGUCGGAGUCGGAUCUCCUGGGAUGGAGGAGUUGAGAAGGGAGGUGGAGAAGCUCUCUGUGAACCAGAUGACUCUCCGGGCCAGUGUAGAGAGAAUGGAAGGGAUCAGCUCUCCCCCCCGGACACCCCACCCCCUGUUGACCCGUGUAGAGGUCCUGGAGAACCAGAAUCUCGAACUGGAGGUCAGCUCUUACAAGACAAGUGUUCAGGGCCUGGAGGACAGACUCCAAGCCCUGGACCAGUUGUUUUCUAAGGAAAAUCCUGCUGUCAUGCUGAACAUUCAGGAGGACCUCCACACCUGCAGGACAAGCCUGGAUGCCAUGCAGAGCAGUGUGAAUGGCCAAUCAGAUAGCUUCAGAGCCAUGGAGGAGAUUGUGCAGGGCCGUCUCCUGAACCACAGUGCAGGCAUCUCAGACAUACAGGGUGAGCUUCAUGUUCUGAGGGGACUUGUGGGGACUCUGGAGGGCUCUCUUUUGGACCUGGGAUCCUCUCUCAGCCAGCAAGCCAGGGAGAUCCAUCGGAUCAACUCCACCUGCAGCCAGGCCAGCACAAGAUCACCCCAGGAUUCAAGAGACCUGCUGGGGUGUGAGGAGCUGAGGGGUAGGCUGGAGGAGAUGGCCAGGGAGAUGAGGGCUGAGGCCGACCGCUGCAGGCAGAGCGCUGAAGGAGUAGAGAAAGAGGUGGCUGGUGUGGACAGCAGAGUGGCCAACGUUGAGAACAUGUGCAGUAAGCUGGAUCCCAUCUCAGGAAGCCUGCAGAGGAUCAAGGAGGGGUUGAACAAGCACGUGACCGGACUGUGGACCUGCAUCGGCCAGCUGAACCGUACUGUGAGAGCUCAGGCCCUGGAUGUAGGAGGACUGAAGGGAACCUGCCAGCACCUGCAGAACCACAUCUCUGACAUGGCAAGGGACCUUCACGACCUGACCAGCAGUCCUCCAGGUAACUCAGGUGUUCGGGUAGGUGUGAAAAACUCUGGCCCCUUCACAUCGUCCAAGCCCCGGGUACCACCCAAGGAGCCCCGCCUAGAACUGGGCCCUGUGGGCCCCUUAGAUUCCCCCCUCCCUGGGCCACAUGUAAUGGAGACUGGGCAGGCAGGCCCCCCUGGAACCAAGGCCUCCUCCAGGCUGCCCAAGGGGACUGAUGGUAGCAUGACCCCCCUCAAGGGCUUCGCAGGAGCCCCGGCUCCUCCACCCAUCUCAACGGUGUCUGUAAAGCCCAGUUUGCCUAUGCUGUCAGGUGAGGGGGUAUCGUUCUCCGCUGGUCUGAACAUCCAGUCUUUCCCUGGCGAGGUUGGAAUCAUACGCUUCAACAAGGUGCUUGUCAAUGAUGGGAGACACUACGACCCUCAGACAGGGAUCUUCACUGCUCCUGUGGAGGGCUGCUACCUGAUCAGUGCCGUGCUGACAGCCCAAAGAGGAGAACACGUGGAUGCCGUCCUCUCGGUGUCCAAUCGCAGCAUCCAGAGGCUGGACACGGCAGGUUACCGGGCAGAUUUGGCCAGACCUAGACCAAUCAAAGAGGGGAGAUGUGACUGUGGAGGCUCUGCCUCUUUGAGCCUCGUGCUCACCCUGAAGAGAGGGGACAAGCUGGGGCUUGUCAUGACCGCUGGGAAACUAGCCAUCACUGAGUCCACAGAGGUUCUGUCCACUUUCAGUGGCGUCUUCCUCUACCCUCCUCCCUCCCACAGAUAA